This is a messenger RNA of Alosa sapidissima (American shad), 2604 nucleotides long. RefSeq names its product CD82 molecule b (gene cd82b). Lineage: Eukaryota; Metazoa; Chordata; Actinopteri; Clupeiformes; Clupeidae. Gene Ontology annotation, cellular component: membrane. The transcript is spliced from 9 exons. Bases 168 to 926 code for a protein of 252 amino acids. The record is from RefSeq and is a predicted model, not a curated record.
GGGAGGGGUGUGUGGAGCGGUGCAGGGGCCUGAACGCUUUCCCAUGCUUUGCUCCGUGGCGUGUAACUGUAAUCCCAACACUCCUUACAAGCACUUUGAGACAGACAGAAGGUCGAAGAGUAUUGUUCAAGUUUUGUUCCGGUUUUAAAUAACGAACGGGCGUCACCAUGGGGAAGGGGUGCAUCACGGCCACCAAAUAUUUCCUGUUCCUCUUCAACCUCCUGUUUUUUCUGUUCGGAGCCCUGAUCAUGGGCUUUGGCCUGUGGGUCCUCCUGGACAACCAGAGCUUCAUUGCUGUGUUGCAGGAAGAGUCGAGCACGCUGAAGGUGGCCUCCUACAUGCUGAUCGGCGUGGGCUCCCUCUCCAUGCUCAUGGGCUUCCUGGGCUGUGUCGGAGCCAUCUACGAGAUCCGCUGCCUUCUCGGCCUGUACUUCACUUGCUUGCUCCUCAUCCUGAUCGCCCAGGUGACUGCCGCUGUGCUUAUAUACUUCCAGCGGGACCUGCUGAAGGAAGAGAUGGCUGGUAUUGUGAAUAAAAUCAUGAUCAACUACACUGGGGAGAACAGGACAGCUGACGUGGCCUGGGACUACCUACAAAAGACGAUUAAGUGCUGUGGCUGGACAGGCCCUGGUAACUGGUCGGAGAACGUCCAGAUAAGGAACAGCUCCGUGAUCCUGUACCCCUGCUCCUGCGGUAAUGGCAGUGGUCUGCCGCAGACAGGCCUUUGUGAAUCCUCCACCCCUUCCUUGCCUGUCUACUCCACGGGCUGCAUGUCCAGUGUGGAGGACUGGCUCCUCAACAACUGUGGAGUAAUCCUUGGGAUCUGUAUUGGCGUGGCUGUGGUCGAGCUCCUGGGAAUGAUCCUGUCCAUGUGUUUGUGCAAGAGUGUCCAUCAGGAAGACUACACCAAAGUGCCCAGAUACUGAGACUAUGGAUGGAUACACACACACACGCACACACACACACGCACACACACACACGCACACACACACACGCACACACACACACGCACACAUACUCACAAACUCACAAAACAACACAAUCACUUUUGUAAAGCUUUCCAUCUUCCACACAAAAGCAAGAAUUCAAUUCUGCUCACACCGUGACCUUCCCCCCUCUCUCAUAUCUUUUUCCGUUUCAUCUAUUUUCACUACAUGCUAUGGGACACGUACACACAUGUUUAUUCUCAUUUGUUUGAGAGGAAUGUCCCCCCACCUCCCCCAAUCACUGUUCAGAAAUCAUGCACUCUGCUAUGACGCACUUAUAGAGCUCUUUGUGUUGGUCUUAACAUUAACCAGGAGCAUUAAUCAGUAGCUGAUGCUUGGCAGUGAUGGAGCCUUGUGGGUUUGGGGGGGGGGGGGGGGGGGGGGGGGGGGGUUAUGGGGGCUGAAGGGGCAAAGGGGAAGGGCAACAGAAGGAUGCUAGCUCGGAUCUGUGCUGGAUGGUGCAUGGGGGAUGGGGGUCUAGGAGAGUUGUGAUGAAUCUGUUGGAUUGAGGCCAGGUGCUAAUCCAAAAACAGUUCACCAGCCCAUAGUGUGGGCUUUCGUUCUUCGACCUCUGUGACCAAAAGCUGAAGGCGUUUUCAUCUCUACCUGCUCCUCCUAAAAUCCUCACUCUGUACCAUCCACACGAUCUGCAUGUUGAUUUGGUUUGUGUGUGCGUUAGGUUUCUUUUUUUUUUAUUUGAUUGUUCUUGUUUUUUAAUGUCUCAAGAAAAUGUAAAUAUGAUUUUAGUUAGAACUUUUGAGCUUAUUUUUUUCACAGGAAAGCAUCGAGUCUGCUUAUUUUUGUUCAUGAUGACCGUUUAUCUUCGUCUUCCUCUGUGUGAUACGGAGGCCUGGCUCCCAUAGAGCCUCAUCAGCAGCAUGUGGUCAAAAUCUAGCUCUAAGAGAAAUCCUUGUUUUGGCCCCUUUCUUGUCUAUGAAAACACAACGUAAAGUGUUGCCAGUUUGGCUAUCUGUGUCUGUGGUUCUUUGGCUGUCCUCACCUACUAAUGCUGGACCUAAAGCUGGACCCGGAAUCGAAGCUUGACUCAGACACACCUUAGACACAACAUGUAAGCUUUCUGUUAUGUGGCAGUAAGUCGCAUGAGGUAGUCUAUUGUCCUCUGAACAUGCAGGCAACUACUCCGGGGCUGGCUCCUACGUUAGAUGUUCAUGAUAAAGCAGGUUGAGUGCUCAAACCUGUUUCCAUUUGCACAGUAGCCUGCAGUUACAUCCACUGCCAUGGUUUCAAGCAUUGUGACCUAUUCCUUUUUGUUUUGGUUCCCACCGUCUGAUUCUUUCCAGUCUGUAGCUGGUUUUAGUUUUUUGAUUCAUCAUUGUUUUAAUGUGAUAUAUUUCAGGAAAUAUAUUUUAGAUUCAUCUCAGUCUUGAUGUGUAAGUAAGUACAGUUCUUCAGUUAAUUUUGAACAGUUGUACUUUUGUGUAAAAUAAUGUGAGAUGAAGGCUUUUUGUUUUGUUUUGCUAAAGGGAUUUUUAUAAAGACAAACAUGUAAGACCACAGUUUAAUUUCUGUUAAAUAAGGUUAGCAUUCUAAGAAUUUAGACUGUAAUGCACAUUUGUUUGCAACUGCAGAAUCUGUUGUAAUAAACAUGAUUCAAUGU